Messenger RNA from Glycine soja, 826 nucleotides. RefSeq lists its product as uncharacterized. The coding region runs from base 158 to 580 and encodes 140 amino acids. The record is from RefSeq and is a predicted model, not a curated record. The transcript is spliced from 6 exons. NCBI's taxonomy places the organism in Eukaryota, Viridiplantae, Streptophyta, Magnoliopsida, Fabales, Fabaceae. Gene Ontology annotation, molecular function: actin binding.
UAUAAGAAAAGUUUGAAGAGAAUAGUAUAAAGCCGCUGGCACCUGAGACUCAAUCUCAAACGCUGUGUUGUGUUCUUGAACUGGUUAAGGGCAGCUCCUCCAAUCUCCAUUGGCGAGAAUCGACUCACUCCCACUCUCUGUAUCCAGACGCAACGCAAUGGAUUGGGCUUUUGUGCAUAAAACCUGGGAUAAGUGGGCUUCUACAAACAUUGGUUAUUCUGGUCAUCCGUUAAAAGCUGCUUUGCUAAUUAAUUAUGACCCGACUGGACCAUCUCGAUUGUUAUCUACCAUUGCUGAACAAGAAGGGAUAAGAGCUAAUCCCAUUGAAUUGAGUCACUUUGUGGACUUCAUCAAACAAAAUAAACUCCAGUCCGAGCUCUUCAUUAUUGGGUCCAAUCAGUACUUGGUCACGUCAAUUCAUGAGAACUGGUUUAGUGCAAGGUGUAUAAACACAUCGAAGCCUGCCGGUGAAGGUGCAAUUGUUAUACAAACAGCAGCUUAUAUCUUGGUUGCUCUUUUCACAGGUACGAAGGUUCCAUUGGUCCAGCAUCUCGGGCUAUGGCAGCUGCUGAUCAGUUAACUUGGCAAUUAGGGCGAAAAAAUCUUUAAAUUAAUGCUACUUCAGAUCUGUACCAUGCACUUACCAAAGGGCUAAUUUUUCUGUUUUACUCCGAUUUUGUUUAGAUGGUUGCAGCCAAGUAUCUUGGUGAUAGAGCCAUUACAGAACCGCAUUGGUUACAGUAUAUGAGAGGGAGGUCCUCCCAUUAUGUAUGAUAUACGUUUUGAAAUAGAUGAGUUGAUACAUCUGCUUUCGGUCUUUGUUAAA